UAUAGGUUGGAGUUCAUUGGCUUUGGAGAAACGACACCGUCCUUUUUCCUCUCCAGGCCAUGUGAUCAGCUCUCGAACGACGCGACGCUUCUCGGCCUUCCGUGCUCGCAAGCUAGUGGUGGUUUUCUUGUACUCCAUGAACGAUUCCUGGGUCCAAGCUGGUCUUUUUGGGAGCAAAAGCUGAGAAAUUUGGCCCGGAAUGGCGGGUUCCAGCAAAAGUUGAGGUGUUUUGGACCUUUGGAGGUGCCAUUAAUGGCUGGUGGGUCUCAGAAUGUGGUCUUGAUGCUAAAGGUGUGUUCUUUUUACGUGGUUUUAGAUUUCUGGGUUUUAGAAGAAGUAGGGGUUUUUUUGGGAAAAAAAUUUCGGUGUAAUUUCUGCCUUGUUUUCUGUGUUUUGGCUUCUGGGAAAUGUUGCAUUUGUUUGGGAUUUUGGGAUCGUGAAGAUUAUUCCUCCCAAGAGUAGAGUUUUUGUUUCGUUUCUUGGUGUUUUUUUUUUUUUUAGUUCCUCUGUUUGCAAGAACUACUCUUGGCUUUAGGGAUGUGCCAAAGACGGGAUUUUGAUUAGGGACAUCAUAGUGAUUUUUGGGGUGUUGUUGAAGAUAACAUCAGUGGUUUGGUGGUUUGGGGAUGCGAUUGGAGGCAAAAAGAUGGGACGUUUGAGCAGUUUGGGCAUUGGGCUGAUCCUGGUCUCGGGGUUCCUGUUCCUGGCGCUGGCAGCAGAGCUUUACUACUUGUUUUGGUGGAAGAAGAGAGGAGCUAACAGAGAUAUAGAGGAUAACUACACUAGUCCUGGGAGAGAGCUCCUCUAUCUCUUCUGCUGGAAGAAGCCAUCUUCUCUGAGCCCCACAGCUCUCAAUCCCCAAGAAAUCUCUACUUCAGCUAAUGCCGCAGUUCACUCCGAUGAUGGUCAGCUUUACCUCGAUCCAAACUCAGGUAAGGAUCUUCUUUUGAGGCCAUUUGGAGGAGGAGAAGAGAGCAUGGAGGCAGAGCUCAUGAGGCUUCACAGCCUCUCUGGGCCUCCAAGGUUUCUCUUCACCAUCAAAGAGGAGACCAAAGAGGACUUGGAGUCAGAGGAUGGGAGAUCCAGAGGAGGGAGGAGCAGGAAAGGUUCAAGAGGGAAGAGCUUGAGUGAUUUGCUUGUCUCUGCCGAGACCCCAUUUUUAACUCCUCUCUCUUCCCCUCCUUUCUUCACCCCACCUCUAACACCUUUGGAUUGUUACAGUCAACAUGGGUUCAACCCCCUCUUUGAAUCCUCAAAGGAAGAUGAUUUGCAUGGCGUGAGGUGCUCACCCCCUCCAAAGUUCAAGUUUUUGAAGGACGCUGAGGAGAAGCUCCUAAGGAAAACACUAGUGGAAGAAGCCAUGAAGGCUCGGAGAAAUGGGGGAGUUGUCGAGGAUGUGGCAAAGCAACGAGCUUCUGCUCCUCCUCAUCAUCCUAUGGCUGCUGCCUCUCCUCCCGCAGGCCCGCCGGAAGAGGAGGAUGGGUCUUUCAUCACUAUAGUCAUGGGAAAGAACAGAGACAAGGGGCACCAACACCAUUCAAGCUCCUCACAGGUAAUUCCAUUACCUUCUUCCCCUUCAACCAUUAGAGCAACUCAUGGGAAGCCUAUUCCCCACAUGAGUUCCAAGGAAUGAGAAGUGACCAUGGUUGUAAUUGUUGUUUGAUCUUUAAUCCACCAUUAGAUUUGUCUGCGAAGGUUGUAAAGAGGAAUAUAAAAACAAACUUUCAUUUGCCUCUCAAUCUGGCAGACUGGCAGCGAGUUCAGUAGCCCAUUCAGGUUAUUAGUAGUUUAAUUUCUCCACUCAUAUACUGUGCAACAUGUCUUUUUUUGUCCCCUUUUAAUCCGCAGGAGGCAGCUCUGCUGUGUGCAUCA
This is a messenger RNA of Phoenix dactylifera (date palm), 1872 nucleotides long. RefSeq lists its product as uncharacterized. Lineage: Eukaryota; Viridiplantae; Streptophyta; Magnoliopsida; Arecales; Arecaceae. The record is from RefSeq and is a predicted model, not a curated record.